Messenger RNA from Pogoniulus pusillus (Red-fronted tinkerbird), 7848 nucleotides. It is a transcript of the gene JAK2, whose product is annotated as Janus kinase 2. The record is from RefSeq and is a predicted model, not a curated record. The transcript is spliced from 26 exons. Gene Ontology annotation, cellular component: cytosol; cytoskeleton; membrane. NCBI's taxonomy places the organism in Eukaryota, Metazoa, Chordata, Aves, Piciformes, Lybiidae. The coding region runs from base 243 to 3635 and encodes 1130 amino acids. Gene Ontology annotation, biological process: intracellular signal transduction; cell surface receptor signaling pathway via JAK-STAT; erythrocyte differentiation. Gene Ontology annotation, molecular function: non-membrane spanning protein tyrosine kinase activity; ATP binding; growth hormone receptor binding.
CGCCGCGUCCCUCGGCGCCGUGCAUGGCGAGAGAGCAGGCUCCUCCGGGGAAGCUGUCUGCGCACCCCUGGCUGCUCAGCACCGCUGGGGUCUAAUUAGAACCUGAUUGGCUCUGUCUUCAAAUUUCCCCUUCUCACCCCUGCAGUCUCUGUGACAGAUAUACGAUGUUCCACCACUGCUGUGUCUGACCUCCUGUGGAUACCAGCAGCAGGCAAAUGCUCUGAGCAGAACUGAAACAAGCAAUGGCCUGUCUUACAAUGACAAACGCAGAAGGUACAGCAGCUUCUACUGUCCACCAGAAUGGUGACUUCCAAGGGAAUGCCAAUGCACCUAUGCAGAUGGAAUCAUCGCUUCAAGUGUACCUUUAUCAUUGUCCUGGGAAGACAGGAGGUGAUUACCUUCCAUUUCCACCUGGAGAAUAUGUUGCUGAGGAGAUUUGUGCUGUUUGCUGUAAAGCCUGUGGUAUCAUGCCAGUGUAUCAUAACAUGUUUGCACUCAUGAGCGAAGCAGAGAGAAUGUGGUAUCCCCCAAAUCACAUCUUCCAUGUAGAUGAAGCAACCAGGCUUGUCCUAAUUUACCGGAUAAGGUUUUAUUUUCCCCACUGGUAUUGCAAUGGCACCAACAGAGCGUAUCGAUAUGGCCUUCUCCGUGGUGCAGAGAGCCCUGUUCUUGAUGAUCUUGUCAUGUCUUACCUAUUUGCACAGUGGCGAGCUGAUUUUUUGGAUGGGUGGAUACAGAUGCCUGUUACUCAUGAAACUCAAGAAGAAUGCCUUGGAAUGGCUGUUCUGGAUAUGAUGAGAGUGGCCAAAGAACAGGACCAAACACCACUGGCUAUUUACAAUUCGAUCAGCUACAAAAUGUUUUUGCCUAAGUGUGUGCGAGCAAAAAUCCAAGACUACCACAUUUUGACGCGAAAAAGAAUAAGAUACAGGUUCCGCAAAUUCAUACAACAGUUUGGCCAAUGCAAAGCUACUGCCAGAAACCUGAAACUUAAGUAUCUUAUAAAUCUGGAAACCCUUCAGUCUGCCUUCUAUUCAGAGGUUUUUGAAGUUAAAGAGCCUGGUGGAGAUCCUUCUGGAGAGGAAAGUUUUGCAACCAUUGUAAUAACUGGAAAUGGUGGAAUUCAGUGCUCAAGAGGAAAACUUAAAGAUUGUGAGACGCUUGCAGAGCAGGAUUUGCAAACAUACUGUGAUUUUCCUGAUAUCAUCGAUGUCAGCAUUAAACAAGCAAGCCAAGAAGGCUCCAGUGAGAGAAGAAUCGUCACUAUUCACAAACAAGACAGCAAGAAUCUGGAGGCUGAAUUUCAGUCAUUAAGAGAAGCUCUCUCCUUUGUAUCGUUAAUUGAUGGAUAUUACAGAUUAACUGCGGAUGCUCACCACUAUCUCUGUAAAGAAGUAGCACCACCUUCGGUCCUUGAAAACAUUCAAAGCAACUGCCACGGACCAAUUUUCAUGGACUUUGCUAUCAAUAAGCUGAAGAAAGCAGGUAAUCAGACUGGCUUCUACGUUCUUCGUUGCAGUCCUAAAGACUUUAAAAAAUACUUCCUCACCUUUGCCAUAGAGCGUGAGAAUACCACAGAUUAUAAGCACUGCUUAAUUACGAAAAAUGAGAAUGGAGAAUAUAAUCUCAGUGGAACCAAGAGAAGUUUUGCAAAUCUCAAGGAUCUGUUGACCUGUUACCAGACAGAAACUGUCCGUUCAGACAGCAUCAUUUUCCAGUUCACCAAAUGCUGUCCUCCGAAGCCAAAGGAUAAAUCAAAUCUCCUGGUCUCCAGAAGCAAUAGCGUUUCUGAUGUACCUUCGUCGCCCACGCUGCAGAGGCACAAUAAUGUCAACCAGAUGGUCUUUCACAAAAUCCGGAAUGAGGACUUGAUAUUCGAGGAGAGCCUUGGACAGGGAACAUUUACUAAGAUUUUCAAAGGUAUAAGGAAAGAAGUGGGAGACUAUGGCCAGCUCCAUCAAACUGAAGUUCUUUUAAAAGUGCUGGAUAAAGUGCAUAGAAACUACUCUGAGUCCUUCUUUGAGGCAGCAAGUAUGAUGAGCCAGCUUUCUUACAAGCAUUUGGUGUUAAAUUAUGGAGUCUGCGUAUGUGGAGAAGAGAACAUCCUUGUACAAGAAUAUGUAAAAUUUGGAUCCCUGGAUACAUAUUUGAAAAAGAACAAAAACGUUAUCAACAUCUUGUGGAAACUGGAAGUAGCCAAACAGCUGGCCUUAGCCAUGCAUUUUCUGGAGGAUAAAGGCCUUGUUCAUGGGAAUGUCUGUGCAAAAAACAUCUUGCUUAUCAGAGAAGAAGACCGGAAGUCUGGAAACCUUCCGUUUAUAAAACUAAGUGAUCCUGGCAUCAGUAUUACAGUUUUGCCAAGAGAUAUUCUUCUUGAGAGAAUACCAUGGGUUCCACCUGAAUGUGUAGAUAAUCCCAAACAAUUAAGCCUGGCUACAGACAAAUGGAGUUUUGGUACCACAUUGUGGGAAAUUUGCAGUGGAGGAGACAAACCUCUGAGUGCACUGGAUUCUUCAAGAAAACUGCAGUUUUAUGAAGAUAGGCACCAGCUUCCUGCCCCCAACUGGACAGAACUUGCAAACCUUAUAAACAACUGUAUGGAUUACGAGCCAGAUUUCAGGCCUUCAUUUAGAGCAAUUAUACGUGACUUGAACAGUUUGUUCACUCCAGAUUAUGAGCUACUGACAGAAAGUGAUAUGUUGCCAAAUAUGAGAAUUGGAGCACUUGGAUUUUCUGGUGCAUUUGAAGAUCGGGACCCAACACAAUUUGAAGAAAGACAUCUGAAGUUUUUACAGCAACUUGGCAAGGGAAACUUUGGCAGUGUUGAGAUGUGCCGAUAUGACCCACUGCAGGAUAAUACUGGGGAGGUGGUGGCUGUGAAAAAGCUGCAACAUAGCACAGAAGAGCACCUUAGAGACUUUGAAAGAGAAAUUGAAAUACUUAAAUCUCUGCAGCAUGAUAACAUUGUUAAAUACAAAGGAGUAUGCUACAGCGCAGGUCGUAGGAAUCUACGAUUAAUUAUGGAGUAUUUACCACAUGGAAGUUUACGAGAUUAUUUGCAGAAACACAAGGAGAGGCUGGACCACAAGAAGCUCUUGCUAUAUGCAUCUCAGAUAUGUAAGGGCAUGGAGUAUCUGGGUACCAAAAGAUAUGUUCACCGGGACUUAGCAACGAGGAAUAUCUUAGUGGAGAACGAGAACAGAGUAAAAAUUGGAGAUUUUGGAUUGACGAAAGUCUUGCCACAAGACAAAGAGUACUACAAAGUAAAAGAACCUGGUGAAAGCCCUAUAUUUUGGUAUGCUCCUGAAUCUCUGACAGAAAGCAAAUUUUCAGUGGCCUCCGAUGUGUGGAGUUUUGGUGUGGUCUUGUAUGAGCUCUUCACAUACAUUGACAAGAGCAAAAGCCCACCAGCUGAGUUCAUGCGCAUGAUUGGCAACGAUAAACAAGGGCAGAUGAUUGUGUUUCACUUGAUAGAGCUUUUGAAGAAUAAUGGACGACUACCAAGACCAGAUGGAUGCCCUGAUGAGAUCUAUGCGAUCAUGAAAGAGUGCUGGAACAAUAAUGUUGGCCAGCGCCCUACCUUUAGGGAUCUUGCUCAGCGAGUGGAUCAUCUAAGGGAAAACAUGGGUGGAUGAGGAAACUCGCCCUUCUUCAGAGGAUCUGUUGGAAUCCAGAGCAAAAUGUACUUGGUCUGCUGUGUAUAGCUGGCAUAUGUACACACACACAUCUUACCUUUGCUGGAAGUAGCAUAUGUGUGGCAAAUAUGCUGUCUCAAUCUGCGUACUGAGGAAUCCUGCUGGUUUUCUUUAUCAGGAUGUAUUUGUUAUGAUGAGGACAUGUUGCAAUUCUCAGUAGGGAGAGAAAUUAUUUUUCUAAAUAAAAUAAUCUAAUAUAUGGUCAGUCUACAACACCAUUAUUUGCCUUACUUGGCAAUGCAAGAAAGGAGAUGACUUAGAACAAUGAAAAGACAGUGUAUUUCCCUGUCAAAAUGGUGAUGCCAUUCUAGAAGUGUUCUGACACUGCAUAUAUAGUGACCUGGCACCGUGUUUUGUGUGUUGCACAAGGGCUUGUGUGUGAUAAUACAGUUUUACAGUUUUUUUAUUGUUGAUGCAGAGAUGGCUUCUCUAUAUAACAAAACAGAAGAGGUUACUUAACCCAAAACUUUUACUGUGCCUGUCUGAAUCCGUUAUCGGCCAGCAGUAUAAGCAAGGAGAUAUAAGAGGCUGUGUGAUGCACUCUUAAGUAUUUUGAAGGAAAGGGAGUGAAUCAUUCUCAAUUUGGAGAGCCAGAAAACCUACUCAUUCAUGUGAAAAUUCUAGUCUAAAAUGGAAAAGCAAGCAUGUUACCCACUUCUUCUUAGCUCUUCCUCCAAGUAUUGGAUUCCCUUUAUGUAAUUAAAGAUACAGUGAUAACAAGCAGAAGUGAGCCUUUUUAUAGGAGGCAGUGUCUUCAGUUUGUUUCUGAACUUCAAAAAACUACUUGAGUGCUGCUUUUAAAUUCUUUCCAUCUAUGUAAAUUUCCUGCAGCCAGAAGCCUGUCUAUAAACUGAGAACUCUUUGAAGCAGAACUGAAAAUCUAAAAAAUGCCCUCCCUUUCACAGUUUGUCACUUUGCCAUUCAGAUGAUCACCUUAUACCUUCCUUCCAGUAUGUAGAAAAGAGUGCUUAUGGCCCAGGAUCUGAGACAGCCCACGACAACCACAUCGAGUCUAUCUUGUAAUAGAAGUGGCCCAAGUCACCUCCUGUUUCCUUCUGCAGUAAUGCCCAGCAUAUGAUUACUUGAAAGGAAGAAUGACAAGUGCAAUUGCUCCACACUCAGUGGGAGGCAAGAAGGCGACCCCAGUUACCGAGAACAGGAAGGAGGUCAGAGCUACCUGAGCAGACAACGUGCGCUGUGUAACUCGGCUUUCAAAUAAGCCUAACAAAAAAAAUCAUGGACAAGACAACUUUUCGGUUUUGCCUCCAGGCAUAAAACUUGGGGAUAAUUUUCAUAUGAAAGCAGUAAGUUUCAGGAUUUGUUUGUUUUUAGUCCAAAUAAUAUCUUCUGGUUGUUUUUACUUAAGCAUUAUUGUUUGUAAAGUACAGUACUUGUUCUUCUUGGACUUUCUCUGAGAGGAGUCCACUUAAGGGGAUAUGCAGUUUGACAAACUGACCUGACAUCCAGAUUUGUGUCUGAAAUUAAAUACUAACUUCUUUAUUGAUUUGUGGCAGUGAAUCAGUGAACAGAGCAGUUACUUUUGCUGUGGGACCUCCCUAAGAUUUGUGGUUAACCACAUCCAAAUUAACAAAAGUGGCCUCUUAAAACCUUUACUUCGUGUAACGUAGUGCCAGUAUCGCCAUGUUUUGUACCACUAUGACGUCUCCGUCCCACAAUCGCUCAUGUGAAAUUGCUAUGUUAGGACACAGGCGAUAGCUAAAUUAGGAGGUCAGCGUCAGCCCUCAUUUUGCCUGUUGUAUUUAAUAAUCAUUCUGUUGGCUUUCUUGCCACCAAGAACUUGCAUAAAUAAUUGCUUUCAGCUAAUUUCAUAAUCAGUUUCUAAGCUGCAAAGAACUCUGAAGUGCUUUGUUCAACUUACCGUUUGCUUUCUCCGUUUCUCUACAUUGCUUUGAAGAUUUCAAAUCUUGUGCAAAAAAAAGUCUCUGCAUUUGUAGUCUGAGUUGCGUGGAUGUGGGUUUUGUAGCAAAGGAAGAUAAAGCUUUAAAGCGUUGAAACAGCAUUUUAGCUGGAUAACAUGUGCAGGAAUGAUAUAAAAUUUGCAGCGUAUGACAGUAGCUAAUUGGUUUCUGGUAUGUAGUGGAUUAGAUGUAAUUUAUAUAAAAAUCUCAGGGAAGUUUGUGAAAUGCAAUGAAGAAAUCUUCCAGUCUGCUAUAUAUUUUUUUUUCAAGUGAAUAAAAUGUCUUUUUGUUGUUCUACUAAAGUAUGACUGAUUGCAUAGUCUGUUUGAUUGCAUAAAUAGCGUUGAGCACAAGGAUCGCUCUUAGGUGUCUCAUGGAUUUUUGUUGUUGUUGUUAAUACUGCAUAGGUUUUAGAGGGAGCCUUAUCUUGACACUGCAGUGUAAUUUUGUUCAUUUGGUCAGGAGCACACAGUCUUUUGUAACAAGUCUCUCUGUUUGUCCAGAGUGUUCUUAGCUGGGUGAAUAGGACCAAGUAAUGCUUAGGACCCUUGGGGGGAUGUCUGAUUGUCUGUAACAUCAAUGUGUAGGUUCUGGAGCAGACCAAAUGGUUUUCUUGAAAAGCUGUUGGGGAUGCAGAUGCAGUGAUUUUGCUGAGUUUGCUGCUGUCUAUUGUAGUAACCUUUUUUUAAAAAUAAAAACCAGAAAAACAAACAGAAACCCAACAGCCCCACAACAGAAAACCCUAAACAACUGCCCUUCAAAAGCUCUCAGCAGUGUUGUUUAAUGCUGUAUUUUUAUCUAGCUUUUGUAUUAGCAGACUCUGUUCUGUGUUAGAAACUCUUCAGUUGGCAUUGCAUUUUCUAACACUUUUCAGUGUAAUCAUUCUGCUACCAAAAAUACUGUGAUGAUUUUUCUCUCUUCUGUAGAAGAAGUGCUGGUUUAUGCAUACGUGACUGCUGCUGUGAUGUAGAACUGAAAUAUUAACUACUGCUUUGCACUUAAUAUUUGAUGUGAAAGAAUCUUUCUGUCAGUGCACAAUAUAUCUUGUAGAAGCUUUGCCAAUAAGUGUUGUCUACUAUGUAACUGAUUUGUUGUCUCUCCUUGCAACUACGUUAAGUUUCAGGAGUAGUUCUUUGAACAUACUCCACAGCCUUGCCAACAGUCACGUUAUAAGCUAGAGGAGGAAUGAAUUUUCAGGAAAAGAAACCAAUAUUCUUGUUGAGUCCAAGGAUUGAUUAAAGGCUUCCAUAGUUAAUUGUUACUGAGUGUACAGACUAAUAUAACUGUAAAGAUAUCUUUAAAUUAUUUUAAAUUUUCCAGAAAUUGUUUCUGAUUGUUGCAUUUGGUUGAGAUGUUGAACUGCUGCCUUGAAGUGUAUGGGGAAAAAAUGUUACUUCGUGGACUAUGAAGAAAUGUAAUUCCUGUGUGACGAAAGCAAGCCUUUUAGGAGUGUAUGAUCACAAAGACCUGGAGAUUCUUCACAGAGAGAGUGAUUUGCCAUUGGAAUGGGCUGCCCAGGGAGGUGGUGGAGUCAUCAUCCCUGGAGGUGUUCAAGAAAGGACUGGAUGAGGCACUUAGUGCCAUGGUCUAGUUGACUGGAUAGGGCUGGGGGAUAGGUUGGACUGGAUGAUCUUGAAGGUCUAUUCCAACCUGGUUGAUUCUGUGAUUCUAUACUGAAGAGAAUGAAAGCAGAAGCACAGAAGAGUAAGACUGACAAAGAAAAAAAAAGGCUGAUGCUCCACACAGAAGAAGCUUUCUGAAAUGUGAAAUGCAGAAUGAUCUAUGAAAAACCGAUGUCUACUGAAAAGGCCAUACCAUGAAAAAUAUGUGCUAAUAGACUUCUAAACUGUGUAUUGUCUGCCUUAAAUCUAAAAUACAGAGACCUAACUUGACUGAAAAAAUACAGCUAUUACUAUACCAAAAGAAACUCCUUAAGGUUGUGCCAUGCCAGGCAGCAAUUCUGAAAAGGCUCAGAAGUUUCUGAAUUUCGCUUUUCGAAUUAAGAGGUUUGCAGUACUUUAUAUUAAAGUAGAAAAGGUCUUUUUAGGGAAGGGUAGAGAAGAAGGCUCCAGCUACAUAUGGUUGGACUGCCAACACUUGAACACAGAGUUUACUGAAGAGAACAUGGAAGGGAUACUUUUUUAGAAAACUCUGUAUUGCUGUCUGAAAUUUAACUGUGUGUUUAUUUUGAGUUUGGAUAGCGAAAAUAAAAUAACUAAAUACACUGAAUGGCA